Molecule: messenger RNA, 1175 nt
Organism: Lactuca sativa (garden lettuce)
Lineage: Eukaryota; Viridiplantae; Streptophyta; Magnoliopsida; Asterales; Asteraceae
Product: transcription repressor MYB6
Source: RefSeq, a predicted model, not a curated record
AAACACUAAACAAAAACCCUUGUCGUUCUCGAAACCUAUCCAAUCCAGUCGGUGCUCGUGAUUUUUUCCGGUUUUUAUGGAAAUAUGUUUUGACUUUCGUAGAAGACGCCAUAGCCAACACGUUUUAAUGAUGCAAUUAUUAGACAGAAUAGUGCAAAUUCAUAACCGGUGAUGCAAGUUCAGAAGUGGAGAUGGCUGUAGUUUGCGUGAUUGGCUUCCAUUACUGACCUACUGUUACUCUCUCUGACUCUGUCGUCGAAACACAUCUUAGAUUUAAGUCUGUGAGGAAAUUAUCUAAUGAGAAAGAAGGGAAGAAAAGAGAAGAAGAAAAUGGGAAGAGCACCAUGCUGUAACAAAGGUGAAGUGAAGAAAGGUGCCUGGACUCCUGAAGAAGAUAAGAUACUCGUUGAUUACAUCACGAAGAACGGCCAUGGCACCUGGCGUUCUUUUCCUAAACUUGCAGGACUUCAAAGGUGUGGAAAAAGUUGUCGUCUCCGAUGGACAAACUACCUUCGUCCUGAUAUCAAACGCGGCGCCUUCAGUUUUGAAGAAGAACAAACAAUCUUCCAUCUCCACAGCUUACACGGCAACAAGUGGGCAGCCAUUGCUGCACAGUUACCAGGAAGAACCGACAACGAGAUCAAAAAUUUCUGGAAUUCUCAUUUACGAAAACGGAUUCCCAGCCUUCAAACCGACCUACCUUCAAAUUCAACAGAUACGAAGAGCAACAGAGUGGAGAAUGAUGCAAAACCAGAAGAUGAAGCCAAGCCAUCAAUGAAUCCCAUGAGUCACAGCGAUAACUUCCACCAUGAAUGGGGUUCUGGAGCUUUUCAGAAGGAUUUUCACAAGGUGACGACGUAUGGUAUCCCAAACCCUAUAAAGAUUGAACCGGUCUCUUUUGUGACAGUUCAAGCAAGUGAAUCUUGCGAUCAGAGUGUGAAGGAAGAGAUGACAAAUGGUUCAGAGUCUCAAAACUCUAACGAAGCACAGAAUGAAUUGGAUAUAACAUUGGAUCUACUGCUAGAUUUUCCUAACGAUGGAGAAUAUUUGCAAUAUGUAUAAGCCUAUGUGUUAUUAUAAGGUCAGUGGUAUAAUAAUAAUUAUUAUUAGUGUUUAGGAACUGAGAACAGAGAUUCGAAACAUCAAUGAAUAAAAACUGUCACUUUGCUAUAUAA